CUAUUUUCCCCUUGCAGCGGAGAGAAGGAGAGCGCACUGGGCCGUCACUGCUGUAGAGGAGGGUUUUUUUCUUUUCUUCGAAGUCCUUUUCUUCGUGGAAGAACUACACUUUGGUGGAAAUCCUUCCCCGUGUGAUUCCUCCUCUCAUGUCGCAGUGUGGUGUCUGGCAGCGGGUGGAUUUUUUAAGCUGUUGAGGAAAGCUUUGUGCACCCCCAGGAUUCACCCUCCUCCCCCGUUUCCCCUCUUGUACGCAUCCUUCUCUUCAAGGUGGGAUGAAUUUGGACAGAAACGCAGAGGCAGCGAGAGCACCGCCGGCCCGCGAUGCGGCCCCCGCGUUUCAUUUACCGAGAACUUCAAACAGCAGUCGGGAAACUUUAGAGAACUCAAGCAGCGAGUCCUCGGACACAGAGUUGGCAGAAAAGGAGAGGAGCGCUGAACACAGGAGCGAUGACGGGAACGCGGACGAUCCCAAGAAGAAGAAGCAGCGGCGGCAGCGGACUCACUUCACCAGCCAGCAGCUGCAGGAGCUGGAGUCCACUUUCCAGAGGAACCGAUACCCGGACAUGAGCACCAGGGAGGAGAUCGCCGUGUGGACCAACCUGACCGAGGCCAGAGUCCGGGUGUGGUUCAAAAACCGCCGGGCCAAGUGGAGGAAGCGGGAGCGCAACCAGCAGAUGGACCUGUGCAAGAACAGCUACCUGCCGCAGUUCAGCGGCCUCAUGCAGCCUUACGAGGACAUGUACCCGGCGUACACCUACAACAACUGGACGAACAAGGGCCUCACCCCGGCGCCGCUGUCCACCAAGAACUUCACCUUCUUCAACUCCAUGAGCCCGCUCACCUCGCAGUCCAUGUUCUCGGCGCCCAACUCCAUCUCCUCCAUGACCAUGGCCUCCGGGAUGGGCCACUCCGCCGUGCCGGGCAUGCCCACCCCGGGCCUCAACAACAUCAGCAACCUGAAUGGGAUCGGCACGUCCGGCAUUAACUCGGCCAUGUCUCCGUCCGCGUGUCCGUACGGGCCACCCGGCUCUCCGUACAGCGUUUACCGGGACACUUGCAACUCCAGCCUGGCCACGCUCAGACUCAAAUCCAAACAGCAUCCAACUUUCGGAUACAGCAGCCUGCAGAGCCCCGGGUCGAGCCUGAACGCGUGUCAGUACAACAGCUGACGGGACCAAAGCGCGCGUAAAUGUUACAAAAAAUUAAGAAAUAUAUGUGAUAAACGGACACGGUGUCAGAGCUUACAGGAUACCUGCGGAUUCGGGGGGGGGGGGGGAGGGGGGGGGGGGCGUCAAAGACAACUAAACUGGAUUAGUUGCAAUCAUUUUUCAAAAAAGAAAAACAAGAAAACUUGGAUUAUGCGGGUUUUAUGUGUUUACCAAUGAACUUGCACAGCAGUUGAAAUGUCGAGGAUUUUUUUUUUUUUUUAAAUGAUGAAGACGUGUUACAUUGCUGCAUUGUACAUAUAUAAAUGUAAAUAUAUACAGGCUUAACAUAUGAAACACACGAUGGGAUUUUUCUUUUGCGCUUGCUUGCUUUUGGAGACUGGCAAAAGGGGGAAGGGGGGGGGGGGGUCCUGAUCAAAAAAGGAUUUACAAGUAAAAACUAAAUUAAAUAAAGUGUGGAGCUUAUCAUGAAUCCAGACUCGAUAAGAGAAAAGAAAUCCAGUUCAUAAUAUACACAUUUUAUACUGCUUCUGUGUGCUUUCUAUUUGCCGUCUUGCAGGGGUGCCACCGGCCCGUUUGACCCGCGACGCCUCCCGUCCAGCGACUGUACUUUGAAAUGUUUUUCUUCUCAUUUUGUUUGCUGAAAUAGAAAAAAAAAGCCCCGCAUGUUUAAUAAACUUGAGUGCAACGUGUUUUGUACUAUAAUGUAAUACUUUGCAGAAGUAAGUUCAUUAGCCUAAACUGUAUACAAAAAAAGGUGAUUCAAAGUCCUCGUGUGUUUAUGGUGACAUGUUUGUUUGAAUAAACUCCAGGAAAAGAGAUUUAUUUCAAGUAUGUUUUAGAGGAGACUUCGUUUAACGAGACAAACCGCAGCGGGACAGUUAUUUUACUCCAAAGAGGAGCAAAAUGAAUAAUUGGCUAAAUAUCCGCAGACACAUUGAUCCACUGGGAUUAUCUCAGAAAUAUGAAGCUUUUUUUAAGGAUUAAUGGGACUAAACCGUAGGUUAUGGCUUUGACCACGAUAUUUAAAUAUUUUAUUCCUUUGCUAAUUUAAAGCGUAUUCAAGCAUUUUCUUUGACUUUAUUGAACAUCACUUUUUUUCUGUGGAGGGAAAUAAAUCCAAUGGAGUUCAAACGCAUCUUGGAAACACAAACUUUAAUAUUUAAAUUUCUAGGAACUAUAAGGAUCAUUCUCUAAAGCCUUAUUUAAUAUUAUGGGUCAUUUCAUUUGGUGAGAAUAUGAAAAUCACGGCUCGGUGCAGAAAAUAGCCCUUUUAUUUUAUAACAUGCCUGUCCAAAUCUAGAUUUAUGAGUUGUACUUGAGCCUUGCUCUCCUUAUUUACACUAUAAGAGCACACUUGGUUGAAGUUGGAGUCACUCAGGAUACUUUCUAUAUGGACCUAACAGACUCCCAUUUUAAGGAGUUAUAAUCAGAGGAUUUAAAAAAAAAAAAAAAGUUGCGUUUAAGCGAGUUGAAGCCAUUUAUUUAUUUAAUUAGCUGCAAAAAUACGAAACUCUCAAACAGACUUGUGUCUAAAUUGCCUAAAACACCUAGACAAAUAAAAUGCAGCUUACUUCUUUGGUCAACAAUGCCAAGUUUGUCAAUCAAAAUGGAUUCAAUCAAUACCAUAUCUCGUUUUCUGACACCUGCAGAAAUCCCCAUAUCUAUAUUACUCACCGUUAGACUGAUAUUAGCGCGCAUGCACAAAUGCAGCAGUAAUGACUGUGUGCUUAAACUGAUAGUGCUGUGUGAGGGGAGGAUGUUAGGAUUAGAGGCAACACUUGAAUAAACCAUCAAAUGUAACGCAGGCUUCUAAUGACUAAUAAAAACAGCCUGCGACUCCUAAAAAAUUAAAUGAUGCUGAAAGUCAGCAAACUCAUUUAAACCGGUUUCUAUAGGUAUGAUAGUGAGUUUCUAACUUUAAUUUUCUAUAAUAUUAACCAAUUAAAGGUGAGUUUAUAUUCAUAGUGUGAUUUGUUUAAGAUCUCCUAAUGGCUUUUUAGUAAUUAUUCUUGCUCUAGCUUAACUAACAAAAGGGAGUUUGUUGAGUUUAAAGUGUCUUUUGGGGAAAUGUAGUCCUAAAAUAUUUUACAAUAACUGAAUAAAAAAAAGGGACCACAACACCAACAUAAAUUCAGAUAUCACUGUGUCUCUAAACUGAAGUAUAAUAGUCUCAUAAUAACUUGAAACAUGUCUGAAACACUUUUCUAUUAAUUAAAUGUAAUAUUCAAUAUUGACUUGUAAUGUGUCCGUGAUAUUAAAAAUUGAGUUAAUGUGAACCUGAAAUACCUUUUUGAAAAAUGUAUUAUAUUAUUCCUGACACUCAAAAGUCAGAUUUUUGGUAAUUGUUCUAGUUUUUCUUUAAUAUUCUAUUAAUAUUUUGUAACCCAUAGUUUACAGUGUCUGUACUCAAAAGUGAUGUUGACCUCUGUGCCUUUUUAGAAAAUCUCUCCUAUAGGGACUCUAAUUUAAUAUUUCACCAUAACAUUUACCGUUUAUCUCCUAUGAUAAGCCUAAAAUAUUCCUUUAAUAUUUUUUUAAAACUAGAUUAUUGAACUUGAGGUUCUAUUAAAAAAAACUCCUAUAUUGGAUCUAGCCAUUAUAUUUUUUAGCAGUGUGUCUGGCUUCUUGACUUUAUGGCGCCCUUUUCCUGUUAUAAAUAAAUAAUAUUCCUAUAAUAUUUUAUCUUAACCUGUAGCGUGUCUGUGAUAAUCAAAAGAAAGUUUAUGAAUCACUUACCUCUAGAAUACAUUUGUUAUUUUACCACAGAGUUUCUGACGCUCAAACGUUAGUUAAAUGUAAUUUGGGUGUUUUACUGGUGAAUUUAUCUCUUAUAUAAUAUUUGACCUUAUCGUCUGGUGAGUUUAUAGACCUAGGUGAGUUUCGGUGAUUUGAUCUUCUGUAGCAGACGAAAACGUAUAAUAGUGUCUCAUAACUUCUGUCAAACACACUGCUGUUACUAUUUCUGUAAGUCUAACUGUCACAGGUUACUGAAGCUCUCUUGUCGUUGAGGUCCACCAUUCACAAGUCAUAACAGUAACAUCAGCAGCGCACGCGGUUUCCUGGGGCGUGCCCGCCCGCAUGGAGCUAAUGGCAGAGCGUUUGGGUGGGCAUGCGCACUGGCUGUGAUUGCAACCAUCCGCUUUGAUUUGGAAAUGUUUAACGAGUGGACAAAGCGCACCCGAGGCUCAUAAUGAUUUGUAACAAAAACAAAGCGCGCAUGCUGUCGUAAAUGUUACCCAUAAUACUUGUUUCCGGGUAUAAAUAAGACCACGCGGCACCGUGAACGCCCCUGAACCAAGAGGGCAGAGUUCAACACGCUGCUUUAUAGCAGUAAAUAUUUGACCUCGUGUUUCUCUGGUGAGGAAGUCCCCACUUCUCCUUAAUUAUGAGAGAUACUGCUAUGGAACGGAAGAAAACAAUACACAAUCAUAAUAUCAGAUGCGUUUCCUUCCUCUCUCAAGAACAAAUGAUUCAGAGUGAAAAGAUGAGAAUAAGUUAGGCAAGAAAUAAAUCACAAAAGUUGUUGUGAGUAAUUGAAGAUAAAAAAAGGGUCAACCAAUCUCAAUUUUUACUUUUCUGGACAUUUCAAGACGUCACAACUGAGAUAUGAUGGGAUUUUUUCAUGGUUUCAUGAUAUUCGAUUAAAAAAACGAUGAAUCGGUUUCAGUAAGGAAAUAAUCGGCUGAUUAAUCAAGAAUGAAAAUACCAACUUAAAGUCACAGCAUCAAGAUGAAGGCUGCAGCCAAACUGAACUGUCAUAACAGACCUUUUCUGAUGAGUCGCAUUACUCAAGAAGAACUCAACCAGCAAACUUACAAAACUUUGAAUGCGUAAAUAAUACCGGCAUUCCACGAGGCCCCUUUAGAAGUCAACUGUGCUCCUACCGACCACAUCGGUCUGAAGUACCAGUUUUGAAUUACAAGUUGUUUUCACGAAUUACAACUGUACUAUUAACUAUUAGCUUAC
Anarrhichthys ocellatus (wolf-eel) is the source of this 5135-nucleotide messenger RNA. RefSeq names its product paired-like homeodomain 1 (gene pitx1). Gene Ontology annotation, molecular function: RNA polymerase II cis-regulatory region sequence-specific DNA binding; DNA-binding transcription factor activity, RNA polymerase II-specific. The record is from RefSeq and is a predicted model, not a curated record. The coding region runs from base 273 to 1169 and encodes 298 amino acids. Gene Ontology annotation, cellular component: nucleus. Lineage: Eukaryota; Metazoa; Chordata; Actinopteri; Perciformes; Anarhichadidae. Gene Ontology annotation, biological process: anatomical structure morphogenesis; regulation of transcription by RNA polymerase II. The transcript is spliced from 3 exons.